Messenger RNA from Phoenix dactylifera (date palm), 1659 nucleotides. Its product is annotated as OVARIAN TUMOR DOMAIN-containing deubiquitinating enzyme 1-like. Gene Ontology annotation, biological process: protein K48-linked deubiquitination. Gene Ontology annotation, cellular component: nucleus. Lineage: Eukaryota; Viridiplantae; Streptophyta; Magnoliopsida; Arecales; Arecaceae. The record is from RefSeq and is a predicted model, not a curated record. Gene Ontology annotation, molecular function: cysteine-type deubiquitinase activity; ubiquitin binding.
GGAUCUGACACCUUUUCGUAGUGACCCCUUGUUGAUUUCCCUCGGUAAUCCCACUCUUCCUCGCUAAACACUCUCCUUCCUCCCCUCCAACCUUGCCCUUCUCCCCUUUCUCGUUGGUCUCCGAGACGUGCGGGCGAGCUGGCGAUCGAGGCGGAGACGAGCGCGAGGAAGCGGAAGGCAGCCGACGGAGAAGGAGAAGAAGGCGGAGCUGCGGCGGCGGCGGCGGUUGUGAUGGAGAAGCCUCUCUCCGAGAAGGAACCCGCUGUAGGGAAGUCCUUCGGUUCUUGCUCCAACCCUAACCCUAACCCUGGCUCCGUCGCUGCCAUGGAUGAUUUCGACUGGGCCUGCUUCAGGGACGACGACAUCAUGCAGCAGCACUACGCCAUCCGAGCCGAGGAGGCCGCCAAGGUGCCCUUCGUCGGAGAUAAGGAGCCACUCUCUUCUUUAGCAGCUGAAUUUCAGUCAGGCAACCCCAUCCUUCAAGAGAAAAUCAAGCUGCUUGGUGAACAGUAUGGUGCAUUGAGGCGAACAAGGGGUGAUGGAAACUGUUUUUACCGAAGCUUUAUGUUCUCCUACCUGGAGCAUAUUUUGGAGUCGCAAGACAAAGCUGAGGUUGAUCGUAUUCUUGGGAAUAUUGAACAAUGCAAGAAGACACUUCAGGGUCUUGGAUAUGUUGAGUUUACCUUUGAGGACUUCUUUUCAGUAUUCAUUGAGCAGCUGGAAAGUGUUGUGCAAGGAAAUCAAACUUCAAUAAGCCAUGAAGAGCUCUUGCAAAGGAGCCGUGAUCAGACGAUUUCGGAUUAUGUUGUAAUGUUCUUCAGAUUCGUCACUUCUGGUGAGAUACGCAAACGAGCCGAGUUUUUUGAACCAUUCAUUGCAGGCUUAACAAAUUCAACUGUCGAUCAGUUCUGCAAGGCUUCAGUGGAGCCAAUGGGAGAGGAAAGCGACCAUGUGCACAUCACUGCCCUAUCUGAUGCAUUAGGGGUACCAAUACGUGUGAUGUACCUUGAUAGGAGCUCGUGUGACUCGGGCACUCUGAGCAUAAACCAUCAUGAUUUUGUUCCUGGUUCCAAUUCACCUCAUGAAGGCGCUGCCCAGAGUAGUGAAGCCAACACGGGUCAUCCAGUGACUCCUUUUGUGACCCUGCUAUACCGGCCUGGCCAUUAUGACAUUCUCUACCCAAAGUGACGUGCUGCCUAAUGCUUGGCUGCCGAAGGUCAAAUGGAGAGAGGUCAUGGAUAUUCUGGGGCAGUGCCAUGAAGUUUAGGGCCUUUUGUUUUGGAAGGGGCAUUUGGUCCAAUUCUGAACGGUUCUUAUUUUGUUUUUCACGAUCCCAAUCCCCUCACAGGUGAUACAUUUUGUCAACAAAACACAAUCUUUUUUUUCUGAGAAUGUCAAAAAAAACACCACUAUCAGAUGCAAUUGGAGAUUCUUUGAAGCGAGUGUUCAAUGAUGAUUGAUACCUGGCAUACAUGGUUGGGCAAAAAUGUGUCCUCUUCUACUUGUGUUGAACUGUAGAAUUGCCAAUCAUUUUCUAGGGUAUAUUGCGAUGGUUUUUUGCUCAGGUGAUACAUUUUGUCAACAAAACACAAUCUUUUUUUUUUCUGAGAAUGUCAAAAAAAAAACACCACUAUCAGAUGCAAUUGGAGAUUCUUUGAA